CUCCCCCUCUCGGCCCCGCCGGGCCGGGGAGCUCGGGGCCGGAGUCGUGGACGUGACUGGGAGGAGUCUGCCCGCCUCAGGUUUCCGCGCUCGGCCGCGGCCAUGGCGGAGCCCACCGUGUGCUCCUUCCUCACCAAGGUGCUGUGCGCCAACGGCGGCCGCAUGUUCCUGCAGGACCUGCGCGGCAACGUGGAGCUGUCGGAGGCCCGGCUCCGGGACGUGCUGCGCCAGGCCGGGCCCGACCGCUUCCUGCUGCAGGAGGUGGAGAUGAGGGAGGGCCUCUGGGACGCCGAGGCCGAGGUGGCGGCCGGCGCGGGCGGCGGCGGCGGCGGCGGCCCCUGCGCCUGGCGGGUGGUGGCCGUGUCCUCGGCGCGCCUGUGCGCCCGCUACCAGCGCGGCGAGUGCCAGGCCUGCGACCAGCUGCACCUCUGCCGCCGCCACAUGCUGGGCAAGUGCCCGAACCGCGACUGCUGGUCUACCUGCACCCUUUCCCAUGACAUCCACACACCUGUCAACAUCCAAGUACUGAAAAACCAUGGGCUUUUUGGCCUCAAUGAGGCCCAGCUUCGGAUCCUGCUUUUACAGAAUGACCCGUGCCUUUUACCAGAGGUCUGUUUACUGUACAACAAAGGUGAAGCCCUUUAUGGCUACUGCAACCUCAAGGAUAAAUGCAACAAGUUUCACGUGUGCAAAUCCUUUGUCAGAGGGGAGUGCAGACUUCAGAAAUGCAAACGGUCCCAUCAGCUCAUUCAUGCCACAGCCCUGCAGCUGCUGCAGGACCAAGGACUGAAUAUUCCAAGCGUCGUGAAUUUUCAGAUCAUCUCUACCUACAAGCACAUGAAGCUGCACAAGAUGCUUGAAAGUCAAGGUAAUGCCGCUUCUCCUGCUGAGUAUUCCCAGGGCCUCGAGAAGCCAGGCGGACAUACGGCUGUCGCUGCCGAGGCCGGUCCUGUGGCUCCCGUCCCUGCUCCGUCAGCCAAGAAGCCACACACAAGGAAACCGGAAAGGAUGUCCGUGAAAUAAGACGCUUGUCCAGUCAGAAGGGCGUAAAACGUGAUUGCUUCUGAACCCUGUGCAGGUCUGUGGUUUGAGAUAUUGUCAUCGCUGGAAACAGAUACAGUUUUGGACUUCGUGGAGGGUUUCUGUGGUGGAAACAAGUGGGUAAGCAAAACCAAAUUAACUUGUCAAGGCCUAUCUUUUGGAGAGUGUGGACAUAAUAGAUUCUUACAAAAUGAAA
Messenger RNA from Neogale vison (American mink), 1237 nucleotides. RefSeq names its product zinc finger CCCH-type containing, antiviral 1 like (gene ZC3HAV1L). Gene Ontology annotation, molecular function: metal ion binding. NCBI's taxonomy places the organism in Eukaryota, Metazoa, Chordata, Mammalia, Carnivora, Mustelidae. The record is from RefSeq and is a predicted model, not a curated record. The transcript is spliced from 5 exons. The coding region runs from base 103 to 1023 and encodes 306 amino acids.